Stylonychia lemnae is the source of this 963-nucleotide messenger RNA. The record is from the annotation of a GenBank genome assembly. Lineage: Eukaryota; Ciliophora; Spirotrichea; Sporadotrichida; Oxytrichidae.
AUGAAGGUUAGAGAUAACGUUGUCAAAUCACUUAAUUUUUUGCAUUUCCAUAGGAAAAGAGCUUUGGUUACUACAUCAUUCCUUUCUGUUUACAGUUUUGCAUGCUAUAAAUCUACUGAUUCGCCCUAUGAGAUAUUGAGAAUGGGAGUUGCAGGUUCAUUGGCAAAUUUAGUGGUUGAAUCUAUGUUUCACUUUGUAGACACUGUGAAUGUAAGAGCCAAAUUGAGUGAUAAAAGUAUAUCUUCUUUGAAUAUGGCUAGAAAAAUCUAUACAAAGGAAGGGAUAUAUGGAUUUUCAAAAGGAUUUUCAGCGUGUUUUUAUGGAUCGGUGGCUUGCGGCUUUAUAUACUUUUCCCUCUAUAAACUAUUCAAGCCCUACUUUAAAGAUUAUCUUGGUGAUACUUACAAUAUUGCGUGGACCUUUUUCUUAGCCUCGUUCGUUGCUGAGUUCUUCACAUUAAUCUUCUAUUACCCUUUUGAUUUGGUUAAAUGCAGGCUACAGUCUAAUAAUUUCUAGUUCAAGUAUAGAAAUAUUCCACAUGCCUUUAGAAAGGAAAUUCAGCAAGGCUCAAUUCUUUCAUUAUACAAGGGUUCAUUGCCGUUUCUUACUGCAUAUACUCUAUGUGUUUCACUCCAAUUUACUAUUUACGAAUACAUCAUCAAAUUUUACAAGAAUCUUUAUAAAGAUGAUUAUGCUAAUAAGGAGAUUCAAUCAAAUAUUGUGGCAUCUUUCCUCGGAGGAGCAAUAGGGAGUGGACUCACAAAUGCAUUUGAAGUACUAACAAUCAAUAAGCAAGCCAACCCGGAUAUAAAAAUCUUAAAAAUUAUUCAACAAGAGAGAAUAUCCUUGGUAUAUAAAGGGCUCUCAGCAAGAGUCUUUUAUCACAGUUUCCAAUCAAUCGUCUUCUUCAAUCUUGUAAUGUACAUAGGUAAAACGUAUAAUGUUGAGCUAUCAGAUGAAUGA